Gracilinanus agilis (Agile Gracile Mouse Opossum) is the source of this 1709-nucleotide messenger RNA. It is a transcript of the gene WNT11, whose product is annotated as Wnt family member 11. Gene Ontology annotation, biological process: cell fate commitment; neuron differentiation; multicellular organism development. Lineage: Eukaryota; Metazoa; Chordata; Mammalia; Didelphimorphia; Didelphidae. The coding region runs from base 1 to 591 and encodes 196 amino acids. Gene Ontology annotation, cellular component: extracellular region. The transcript has 2 exons. The record is from RefSeq and is a predicted model, not a curated record. Gene Ontology annotation, molecular function: frizzled binding; cytokine activity.
AUGCCAGGUGCUUUACAAAUAGGACCUCAUUUGAUUGAGGAGGGGCAGCCAGACCCCUUAAGGAGGUGUUCUGCCACCAUCUCCCCCUCUGAAGCUUGGCCUCUUCUUCCCUACCUCCCACAGGCCCUGAGAGCAUCCCUAGAGAUGAAGUGUAAAUGUCACGGGGUCUCUGGCUCUUGCUCUAUCAAGACUUGCUGGAAGGGGCUACAGGAGCUUCGAGAUGUGGCCCAGGACCUCAAGACCAAAUACCUGUCAGCCACCAAGGUGAUGUAUCGACCCAUGGGCAACCGCAAACACCUGGUGCCCAAGGACCUGGACAUUCGGCCCGUCCAGGACACCGAGCUGAUCUACCUGCAGAGCUCUCCCGACUUCUGCAUGAAGAACGAGAAGGUGGGCUCACACGGGACACAGGACAGACAGUGCAAUAAGACGUCCAACGGCAGCGACAGCUGCGACCUCAUGUGCUGCGGCCGGGGCUAUAACCCGUACAUGGACAAAGUGGUGGAACGAUGUCACUGCAAAUAUCACUGGUGCUGCUACGUAACCUGCAAGAAAUGUGAGCGGAUCGUGGAGCGGUACGUCUGCAAAUGAAGCCAGCAGCUGCCCGCCUGCCCCCUGGGCCCUGGCCUCCGCCGUGGCGUUCUCGGGGACGGAGAGGUCCCAAGGAGCGGAGCCUGCCUUCCCACGUUCCUUCUUCCUUCCUCCCUCCCACAUCCUGCCCAGGGGCCAGACUGCCGAGGAAUUAAACAACGGAAUCGGCAGGUGGGAUGAGGGGGAGAUAAUAUCCAAAAGAAGAGGACCCGGACCUAAUGAGAAGGAAAGCCAAACAGACUCUUGUCCAUUAUUUUUUAUUAUUGUCCUCAAUGGUGCCUCCCACCUUUUCUUGUUCCUUUUGUGCCUUGAGGACAACACCUGGGAUUGGAAGGUUGGAACCAGCUCUCAGAGCCUUCUAAGUCGCAUUUGCCUACAUGGUAGGAAACAGAGGCGGGGAGAAAAUAGAGACUCUCCAAAGCCCUGGGGUCGGGGUGUCCACUUCAUCUGUCACUUACCUUCUGGAGGUGAGGACCUGGGAGGAGAACUAAGAGGAAUGGAUGGGGAGGAGGAAACGCAGACUCUAAAUAAUCCUAGAAUUGGAAUAUCUUGCCCCUCCCCGUAUCCUCCUUGAGAGGAAGAUGCGGAUGGUCAGUGUCGGGCCAGAGAGAAAACCUAAGGACAAAGCAAUGGAGGACCCUGCAAAAUGCCAGCUUUCUGGAGGAAGCCCAACCUUUUUUUCACGGGUUGUAUUUGCAGAAGAUGAAACGGAAGUUAUCCAAACAAGAACCCUCCCCCCUCUCCAUCCCUGGAGUUAAGAACAACAGAGGCUGGAAGACUCGGCUUGGGCAUGGGGUGGGGAAGGGAGAAGGCAGGGCACAGGGGGUGCUCCCUGAUUCCAGAAUCCCUUUCUUCUGCCCCAAACAGAGACUCCAUCCAAAGCCAACAAAUCAGCUCUUGUCCAGGCCAUGGAGCAAAUGGACCCACUCACGGGGGAUACACCUUCUCCCCCGCUCUGAAAUGCGGAACAUACAGAAAUAUUUAUAAACCUAUAGCCCAUGCUGUGGAUUGUUUUCCCUCUAUUCCUCCUUACAUAUAAAUAUAUAAAUAUAUGAAUAUAUGAUCUAUAUAUUUUAAACAGCGGUAUGAAAUAAAUGCUGUGGUGGUAUUCUAAAGCC